AUAACAUGUCAAAAUACCAGCUGUUUAAGUGUUCAGAUACCAAACCAAUUUUCUAACGAUAAGUCUGAAAUGUGAUAAAACGUUACUAACAAUUUUAGAAUGGAUAAAUCCUAAUUAGAAGUAGUUUACCUAUUAUUUGAAAGCACGAUGAAUCGACAGAGCUUUUAUUUCGGCAGUGAUGUGGGUGUUUUUUUAAUCAAAGGCAUAGAUGUUAAAAGCACUGGGGGUUUAGUGGCAAUUUGCGUUUUUGUGGGUUGUUUUUCCUUUUUCUUUGAGUAUUUGAGAUAUUUGCAAACUAAAAGCAAACAAAAGGAGCUGAAAUUGCGGGCCAAGCAAAUUAAGCAGUUAUGUCCUACAGAAAGUGCUACUUUAUUAGCUGGCACAAUUACCAAUCCUAGAAAUCCUUUCAAUAUAACUCUAUUCGACAGAGCUUUGCUAUUUGGCACAGAAGUCUCACUUUGGCUGUUCCUUCAAACCUUAGGCUAUGUGAUAAUGUUAUCUGUUAUGCUGUAUGAUGCAUGGAUUCUUAUUUCGGCCGUCAUAGGCGGCGGAAUUGGGUACUUUGUAUUUGGCCAGAAGUUUAUGAAGAUUAAUUUGGAGAAUUGUCAUAUUAUACGAGAAACAUACUGCACGCAGAUAUGUGGGGAAACAGAUGUCGGCGGAUACAAUGGAGAGCCGAGUCAAUCCACACCGCCUUUGGAAAGUCCAUCAGAAUCACAAGAAGAACUUCAGAGAAAGUGCCAUGGAGAUGGUAUGGUAAGUCGCGCUGUCGAAGUGAGCGUUCAUAGGGAAUGUCACUAAAUGUACCUGUUUUUGAAACGUUUGUUUGAGACGUAUCAUGAACCAACACAUUUUACUCACCUAAGGGUCAGAGACUUGCAUAAUAUCAACACACCGACACAUAAAUGUUUUACUAGAUACAUUUAUGAAAAUAAAUCAAGUCUCAUUCAAUAGCGUUAGCUAACACUCAAUAAAGUGUCGUUUAUUUGGGAUUCACGCUAACGUUCUUGAAUGUGCUUUGCUGAUGACUUCGCAGCUCAUCCAAGUGAUUCGUUUUCCAAGCAAUAAUUUACUCAUGUCAAACUACAUAAUUAAUGCGAAGUGCCUUGGAUGUGAAUGUGCAUUAUUACUGUCAAAUUGAUAUAUUUCCUCGGUAUUCACAUUCAAAACAAGCAGAAAUUGGUUGCGCGCAUACAUACAUUUUUCUAGAUAAAUGUAAGGUGCCAACCCGAGGAAAAAGAUGUAACUAAUUAAGAAAAUAGCUGCGAAUAGUAGGACUAUUUUUCCUAUCUAGUGUUCAAAAUGCUGUUUUUGUUAAGUUUGGUCGUUUAUAAAGAGAUUUAUUUAUAUAUAAUGAAAGUAUACUAUUAUAUAAGACAUACUCAAUCACGCCGAUAUUUAUGGCAUAUACAUGUAUAUGCCACUUUCCAAAUUGCCCAUUAUUUAAUAAGCUUUCAUUACAAUACUUAUUGAAAUAUGGGGGACGUAGUGUCUUUUACAUUUACUUGAAUUUUACCUAAGUCAACCUUGUGAACUAGCUAUAUUAAGUCGUUCGUCAACAUAUCGUAAUUUGCCAAAGUAAACUAUUAUAGGUCUGGUUUUGGAUUUACACAGGGUAAUCUAUGAACAUUAAAAUAUUUUUAAAGUUGAAAUAAUUACCAGGCAAAUAUAUAAAGAUUUUGCUACUAUAUUGGUUACUGACCAGAGGUUAAGGUUUGCUGUUAACGGGAAGAUUAAGUGUUAAAAUUGAGGUAAGGUGUAUUUUGUAAGCGUAUUUAUACAAAUAUAUAUAAUGACAAUCUGUCGAAA
Messenger RNA from Dendroctonus ponderosae (mountain pine beetle), 1809 nucleotides. RefSeq lists its product as uncharacterized. Gene Ontology annotation, molecular function: copper ion transmembrane transporter activity. Gene Ontology annotation, cellular component: plasma membrane. The transcript is spliced from 5 exons. The record is from RefSeq and is a predicted model, not a curated record. The coding region runs from base 148 to 801 and encodes 217 amino acids. Lineage: Eukaryota; Metazoa; Arthropoda; Insecta; Coleoptera; Curculionidae. Gene Ontology annotation, biological process: copper ion transmembrane transport; intracellular copper ion homeostasis.